Puntigrus tetrazona (Sumatra barb) is the source of this 2760-nucleotide messenger RNA. RefSeq names its product plasminogen (gene plg). Gene Ontology annotation, cellular component: extrinsic component of plasma membrane. Gene Ontology annotation, molecular function: serine-type endopeptidase activity; signaling receptor binding. Lineage: Eukaryota; Metazoa; Chordata; Actinopteri; Cypriniformes; Cyprinidae. The record is from RefSeq and is a predicted model, not a curated record. Gene Ontology annotation, biological process: proteolysis.
ACAAUGAUUGACUGAUGAGUGACAGCCCUAUGAUGUUUGUUGUACUGACAUGCUUAAAAGAUUAAAAACCACUCAAAGUCCCUGCCUGUCAAUUCUCCGACAUGGAGGUUCACAAAGCAGUUCUUUUACUUUGUCUCUUUCUCUUUACAGGUUUCCUCAGGGGCCACGGCCAAAGCACAGAUGUUUUGGAAGCAUAUAUAAAAACGGAUGGGGCCUGGAUAGUGAAAUUACCUAAAAGUCAAUACACUGCAAAAACAGUGGAAGAUUGUGCUGUCAGGUGUAAUAAAGAGACUACGUUUACAUGCAGGUCCUUUUUAUACAUUGAAAAGGAUCAGGAUUGUGUAACAUUACCUGCCAACUCAAAAACUGAUCAAAUACUGAGGAGAAUGAGCGCUGCCCUCUAUGAGAAAAAGGAGUACUUGCUGGAAUGUGUGAAUGGUAUUGGCAUGGACUACAGAGGGACAAAAUCCAAGACAAAAUCAGGAAAAACAUGUCAGCGAUGGGAGGGAACUUUCCCCCAUGUGCCAAACAUAACACCGAAGACGCAUCCAAAGGCUGACUUGGAGUCAAACUUUUGCCGAAACCCAGAUGGAGAUCAAGGAGGUCCCUGGUGCUAUACCACAGAUCCAUUGAAACGCUGGGAGAACUGCGAUGUCCCAGACUGCACAGAGGAAUGUAUGCAGUGCAGCGGAGAAAACUACAGAGGCAAGAUCUCCACCACUGCUAGUGGAUUUACCUGCCAGCGCUGGGACUCUCAAAAACCCCAAAACCAUGGUUACAACCCUUCAGCCCUUCCUGAUAAGUACUUGGAAGAGAACUAUUGCAGGAACCCUGAUGGAGAGCCCAAGCCCUGGUGCUUUACCACUAAUCCGUCUAAACGCUGGGAGACUUGCGACAUUCCUCGAUGCACAACUGAACCACCCACAAUUUUACCGGAGAUUACCUGUGCAAGUGGAGAAGGUAGCUCCUACAGAGGCACUAUUGCGGUGACAGUCUCAGGAAAGGUUUGCCAGGAAUGGUCAUCCCAAACUCCCCACAAGCAUUCUAGAACUUCAGAGAACUACCCAUGCAAAGGCCUUGAUAAGAACUACUGCAGGAACCCUGAUAGUGAAAGAAGUCCAUGGUGUUACACCACCGAUCCUGACACCCGCUGGGAGUACUGCAGGGUACCUAGCUGUGGAGAUCAACCUAGACCUGAAGAGCCGGUCAUCCCUGUGGGAGAGGAAUGUUAUGAAGGAGAUGGAAGCUCCUACCGCGGGGCCAUGUCAGAGACUGUCAGUGGAAAGAAAUGCCAGUUUUGGACAUCAUUGGAACCUCAUCGGCAUUCUAAGACACCUGUGAAUUUCCCAAAAGCAGAUCUGAGGAGGAACCUGUGCAGAAACCCAGAUGGUGACAGAGCCCCUUGGUGUUACACCACAGAUCCCUCUGUUCGGUGGGAGUACUGCAACAUUGAGCGGUGUGUCUCCAAAAUCACAGCCACUGAACCCCCUACAGGAACAGUCCUACCAUCCACUGCUCUGGAAACAGAUUGUAAGGUUGGAAAUGGAGUAAGUUACCGGGCCACAUCCACUACUCUAACAGGAGUGACCUGCCAAGCAUGGAGCUCUAUGACUCCCCAUCAGCAUGCCAGUUUUACCCCUGAAAGCCAUCCAGACAAGGGUCUAGAGUCGAAUCAAUGCAGAAACCCAGACAACGAUGUGAAUGGACCUUGGUGUUACACAACAGAUAAAUUUAAGAAGUGGGAUUACUGUCAGAUCCCAGACUGCGACGGCCUCAAAUGCGGACAACCAGCAGUAAAACCCAAGCGCUGCUUUGGGAGGAUCGUUGGGGGAUGUAUUUCCAAACCAUAUUCAUGGCCUUGGCAGAUCAGUCUCAGGACAAGAAGCAAAAUUCAUUUCUGUGGUGGAACACUUAUUGAUGCCCAGUGGGUUCUAACUGCAGCUCACUGCCUAGAGAGGUCUGAGAGCCCAUCUGCCUACAAGAUCUUGAUGGGAGUCCACACAGAGCGUGCAAAUGAAGCAUCAAAACAGGAGCGAGACGUUACUAAGAUUAUUAAGGGGCCCGCUGGAACUGACAUCGCUCUUCUCAAAUUGGACAGGCCUGCUUUAUUGAAUGAUAAGGUAUUGCCUGCUUGCCUACCAGAAAAGGAGUACAUUGUACCAAGCGGUACUGAAUGUUAUGUAACAGGUUGGGGCGAUACAGGGGGAACCGGUGGAGAUGGUUACCUGAAAGAAACCGGCUUCCCUGUAAUUGAGAACAAAAUCUGCAACCGACCAGCGUAUUUGAACGGCCGUGUGAAGGAGCAUGAGAUGUGUGCUGGAAAUAUAGAAGGUGGAACGGACAGUUGUCAGGGUGACAGCGGCGGGCCCCUCGUCUGCUACUCUCAGAACACCUUCGUCCUUCAGGGAGUAACGUCAUGGGGUCUUGGCUGCGCUAAUGCCAUGAAACCUGGAGUGUACACCCGCGUCUCCAAAUUUGUCGACUGGAUUGAUCGCAGCAUAAAAGAAAACUGAGAACGCAUUGGUCAAAACAUAAGCAAAUGACGUGUGGAAUUUAUGUGUGUAACUAAGAAUAUGUUAUCGAUUCAUAAGCUGGUGAAGUAACACACCAAGUUCAGUUCACCGUUAGUCUGUACAUUGAUAUGCACGAUCCAGAUGUGUUUCAAUUCCGAGUGAUCAUGUUCAACUCUUUAAAGACCUCUCUAUAAGAUAUGUAAUAUAAAAAUCUUUUCCUACAUUAAAGGGGCAGUACACAUCUUUA